AUGAACUCCUGUGAACUCACACUGGACACAAACACAUUGAACAGAGAGCUCAAAGUGUCCGACAACAACAGGAAGGUGACACGUGUGAGAGAGAAGUAGCCAUAUCCUGAUCAUCCACAGAGAUUUAACAUCUGGCCUCAGCUGCUGUGUGGAAACGUUCUGACUGGUCGCUGUUACUGGGAGGUCGAGUGGAGAGGAUUAGUUCAUGUAGCAGUGACUUACAGAGGAAUCAGAAGGAGAGGAGACAGUGUUGACUGUAUGUUUGGAAGGAAUGAUCAGUCCUGGAGUCUUCUCUGCUUUGAUGGUGGUUACUCUAUCUGGCACAAUAACAAACUAACACGCCUCCCCUUCUCCUCCCCCUCCCCCUCUGGUAGAGUAGCAGUGUAUGUGGAUUGUCCUGCUGGCUCUCUGUCCUUCUUCAGAGUCUCCUCUGACACACUGAUCCACCUCCAUACCUUCAGCACCACCUUCACUGAACCUCUUCAUCCUGGGUUUAUGUUCUGGUUACCUGCCUCCUCAGUGUCUCUGUGUCGUCUGCAGGAGAAGACAACUUCCAGUCCUGUGGUUUAGAUGUUGGUGGUGGACGAGGCUUCACUUUGCUUCACUGAUUGUGUCUUUACUGUCAGAUGUUGUUGUAUAAGAGAUGUUGAGAUGAUUUCCUCAGGGCUGAACUUGUUGUGUACAAACUGUUGACUUUGGUUCUGAGCGUUUCAGGCCGUUUGGAGUCCGGCGAUGUUUUGAACCUUUUUGGGACGACACUCGAUUAGUUAGAAAACAUUUGAUUAUUUAGACUGAGAUGCAACUUUGUCUCUUAAACAGUAAUGUAGUAUUAUAUAACACUCUUUCACAUCAUGUUGUCUCUAAAAGACAUUUUAUUGGGCAGUAAAGAUGAACUAUUAGAAGUUAACGCUCAUCGUGACGCUGAGGGGAACGUGAUGUUGGAACAUUAACAGAUGUUGAACUUGUUGUGACUUUAACAUUAAAACGUGGAAAACAAAGAAGUCACUGAGAAUUAAAUCCUUCAUCAUAA
Cottoperca gobio is the source of this 1030-nucleotide messenger RNA. Its product is annotated as stonustoxin subunit beta-like. The transcript has 2 exons. NCBI's taxonomy places the organism in Eukaryota, Metazoa, Chordata, Actinopteri, Perciformes, Bovichtidae. The record is from RefSeq and is a predicted model, not a curated record. Gene Ontology annotation, molecular function: protein binding.